Molecule: messenger RNA, 2452 nt
Organism: Spea bombifrons (plains spadefoot toad)
Lineage: Eukaryota; Metazoa; Chordata; Amphibia; Anura; Pelobatidae
Gene: KIF3B
Product: kinesin family member 3B
Exons: 9
Coding region: 194-2416 (740 amino acids)
Biological process (GO): microtubule-based movement
Molecular function (GO): microtubule binding; microtubule motor activity; ATP binding
Source: RefSeq, a predicted model, not a curated record
CUAAGGAAGUUGAAGCCGGCGGUUGGUCUGUCGGCAUCCGGCGCCUGGACAGUACGACAGACAGACAGACCGGACCGGCACCGCGGGGCAUGACGGGUGAGCCGGGGGGCACACAGAGGCAAAUCAAUGGUCUGAGGGCUGUAAGAGGUUUUCCUGCCGAGAGAGCGGUCUGAGCGCUGACGCCGUACACAGCAUGUCCAAGACGAAGAGCUCCGAGUCCGUGCGGGUUGUGGUGCGAUGCCGCCCCAUGAACACCAAGGAAUUGGCCGCUGCCUACGAAAAGGUGGUUAACGUGGACGUGAAACUCGGUCAGAUCGCGGUAAAAAUUCACAAAGGAGCCGCUAACGACGUUCCCAAAACCUUCACCUUCGAUGCCGUUUACGACUCCAACUCCAAGCAGGUGGAGCUUUAUGACGAGACGUUCAGGCCCUUAGUGGACUCGGUCCUGCUUGGCUUCAACGGAACGAUUUUUGCUUAUGGCCAGACGGGAACUGGAAAAACGUACACGAUGGAAGGAGUGCGGAAUGACCCGGAAAAGAGAGGGGUCAUACCGAACUCAUUCGAGCAUGUAUUCACACACAUCUCCAGGUCUCAGAACCAACAGUACCUCGUGAGGGCUUCUUACCUGGAGAUCUACCAGGAAGAAAUCAGAGACCUUCUUUCUAAAGAUCAAAGCAAACGCUUGGAACUUAAAGAGAGACCCGACACCGGUGUGUACGUCAAAGACCUCUCGUCCUUCGUCACAAAGAGCGUGAAGGAGAUCGAGCACGUUAUGAACGUGGGCAAUCAAAAUCGUUCCGUUGGCGCCACAAAUAUGAAUGAACAUAGCUCACGAUCGCACGCCAUAUUCAUGAUCACUGUUGAGUGCAGCGAGGUGGGUUUGGAUGGGGAGAACCACAUCCGCGUGGGAAAACUCAACCUAGUGGACCUGGCAGGGAGCGAACGGCAAACAAAAACUGGAGCUCAAGGAGAAAGACUGAAGGAGGCUACGAAAAUUAAUCUCUCCCUUUCCGCCCUGGGAAAUGUAAUCUCUGCCCUCGUUGAUGGGAGAAGCACCCACAUACCGUACAGGGAUUCCAAACUCACCAGGCUGCUACAAGAUUCCUUGGGUGGCAACGCCAAGACUGUGAUGGUGGCUAACGUAGGACCUGCUUCCUACAAUGUGGAGGAGACAUUGACAACUUUGAGGUAUGCCAAUCGUGCCAAAAACAUCAAGAACAAGCCCAGAGUGAAUGAGGAUCCCAAAGACGCUUUACUCAGGGAGUUUCAAGAAGAAAUUGCCAGGCUGAAGGCGCAGCUUGAAAAGAGAGUGAUUGGCAAAAGACGAAAAAGAGGCAAAAGAAGACCCGACGGAGAGGCAGGAGGGGAGGAUGACGAUGAAGGAGAUUCUUACGAAGGGGAAGAUGAGGUGGAAGACAAAGAAGAUUAUUGGAGGGAGCAGCAGGAGCGCCUGGAAUCAGAGAAGAAGGCUGUUCUAGAAGAUCACAGUUUGGUGGCAGAGGAGAAACUCAAGCUGUUGAAGGAGAAGGAGAGAAAAAUGGAUGAUUUAAAAAGAGAAAAGGAAGCCAUGGAGAUGCUAAGCGCCAAAGUAAAAGCCAUGGAAAGCAAGCUUCUGGUGGGAGGAAAGAACAUCGUAGAUCACACCAACGAGCAGCAGAAGAUUCUAGAGCAGAAGCGACAUGAGAUUGCCGAGCAGAAACGGCGCGAGAGAGAAAUGCAACAGCAGGUGGAGAGUCGGGACGAGGAGACUCUGGAGCUUAAAGAAACUUACAGCUCUUUACAGCAAGAGGUGGAUAUAAAGACCAAGAAACUGAAAAAGCUCUUUUCCAAGCUGCAGGCAGUGAAAGCCGAGAUCCACGAUCUUCAGGAGGAGCACAUCAAGGAGCGCCAGGAGCUGGAACAGACGCAGAAUGAACUCACCAGGGAGCUGAAGCUGAAACAUCUAAUUAUUGAGAAUUUUAUACCCAUGGAGGAGAAAAACAAGAUGAUGAACAGGGGAUUUUUUGAUGAGGAAGAAGAACAAUGGAAACUUCACCCGAUCACCAGGCUGGACACUCAGCAGAUGAUGAAGCGGCCGGUGUCUGCCGUGGGAUACAAGAGGCCGUUGAGUCAGCAUGCCAAGGUGUCCAUGAUGGUGAAGCCUUAUCCCAGGUACAGGGCGGAAAACAUUUUACUGCUUGAGCUGGACAUGCCGAGUCGCACGACGCGAGAUUACGAGGGUCCCGCGGUGGCUCCCAAGGUCCAGGCAGCUUUAGAAGCAGCCCUGCAGGAUGAAGACGACAUCCAGGUCGACGCUUCUACGUUUGAAAGCUCAAGCAGCAAAAGAACGAAAGCCAGACCUAAAAGUGGCCGACGUGCGGUCUCUGCUGCCGGAUCUUCACUCUUUCCGCAGUCCAGGGGUCUGGUUCCCAAAUAACUCCGGGACGCGUUGCACCUUUCGGGCACAGAUAUU